ACCGAAAGUUAAAUGAUAACAAUUAUAUACUCAACCUUUAAUUGUUAGAUAUUGAAACUAGUGUUGAUAUUUUUGUUUUCAUCAUUAGUUGAUUGCAUUUGAUUUCCUCUUGUUGUUGUUUAUUUAUUAAAUUGUUGUAAAUAGAGCAAUUAAAUUAUCCUUACCUUUAAUCUUGUUACCUGUUGAUUGUUUUUCCAUUUGAUUCCAAUUGAAUAAUGAUCAAAGAUCGUCUUAAUCAAUUACAAAAUGUCGUCUCUAGAUUUCGUAUUGAAUUAUAUUGUUUCCUUUAUUUUCUUGCAACCAACAUGAUUAACCUUCCAUUGAGACAAUUAAUCUUUGAUAAAAUAUGUUUAAACAAUUAUCGGCUUGCUGUUGAUUCUUGUGAUUCUCUUGGUAAUUUAUAUGGCCAAUCUAAGGUUAAUCAUGAAAUUCAAUCAACUUUAACACAAUUAACUCUUUAUCAACAUUCACUUUCAACUUUACCUUCAAUCAUUUUAACCUUUCUCUUGGGCCAUUGGAUUGAUACAAGAUUGGACCAUUUAAGAUACAUUUUAGCCUUACCUUGUAUUGGUGGAGCCAUUUUAAACAUCUUUCUAACAGUACAAUGUAUCAACUUUAAUGCAGAGCCUAUUGAUACAAUUUAUCCUUUUCUAUUUACUGGGAUUUCUGGAGGUGAAACAUUGGCGAUCACUGGAGCUUAUGCUUUUAUUUGUAAAACUACACAAUCUAAACAACGACCCAUUCGGUUCAUUAUAUUGGAAGCGGUUUCCUCUUUAGCAAUUCCUGCGGCUAAUUUUCUAAGUGGUAAACUAUUGUCUCAAACUCCAUGGAUCUAUGGUCAAUAUCGUAACUAUAUUGGUGUAUUUUUAGUCAGUGGCAGUAUUUUAACAUUCACGGAAUUUUGGAUUCUCAUUACACUUUUAACUGGACGAUCAAAUUCACGUUCCUCUUAUAAUGGGCAAUCGUCAAGUCGACAGUCUCGUGCAAUGUCACAGGUAUCGGCUUAUAGUUACUACAAGUCUCUACAAGAUCCCAAUGCCCGACGAGUAACGGCUUUUUCACUUCAAGUUCCUGGUCCAAGUAACCGUCGAGGAUCAUCAAUAAGCCAUUUAACCGGUGGGGCAAGACGAACUUCAGUUGCUACCCUUCUAAUGGGAUUCAGUAUGAUGAAUAAAUCACCGAAUGGUCAACAAUAUGGUAACAGUAUGGGAACACUUUCGGAAGAUGGUUUAGAUACUCGAAGAACUUCAGCCGUAAUCAGUCCCAAUGGUAAAAGGAACAGCACUUCAUCAACUGAUUUCACCUUUGGCCAAGUGAUUAACUAUAGAAAUGCAAUUAUGGCCUGUAAAUCGUUCAUUCGGCCGCGAGUUAAUUAUGGGCGACCUCAGAUGAUUUGUUUAACAAUCUCAAUGAUAUUCACGUUUUUUACCAUCAAUAGCAGCUCAGUGAUUGAUGAAAGUUACACCAAUCAAUUGUUCAACUGGACACAAUUACAGUUACACCAAAUUAGCGAUGUAAAAUCUAUUGUAAUCUCACUGACCAGUGUCUUAAUUAUGAUAAUAAUGGUUCAUUUACUUUCACUUCGUGACAUAACCAUUACAGCAAUUGGAUUGGUUUCGAUACUUUUAUCUUUACUGUUGAAAGGAUUAAUUUUCCAUCCAAUUGUUUACUAUUUAAGCUCAACGAUUGAGAUUCUUUUUGGCCUAACAUUGGCUGGUUUCCGUUCUAUGGUCACUUCAAUUGUCUACAGUUAUGAAAUUUCCAAAAUUUUCACAAUAAUCGCUUCAUUUAUGACAAUAACUCGUCCAUUGGUCAUUCUAAUCUUCUCCAAAUUAGCCUCAUCAACUUUACAAUCGAAAGCUAAUCAUUUAUUUCUCUAUUGUUGUUCACUUUUAAUUCCACCCGUGGUAACCAUUUUCACUAUUUAUUUAAUUGAAAAGAAAAACACUAAUCAAAAAUCCCAAACAAGGAAAUCGCUUUGUACAGUUCAAGUAACUCCGUCACCUCUUCCUAGUCCAUCAACUAACGUGUUUGAAUUAUCAAUUACAAAGGAAAAUGUCAGAAGAAAAUCAAGUCGAUUUUGAAACAAUCAAUCAAAUUGUAAGAUGAACGAACUGUGGUGAAAUCGAUUAAUCAACACAACCGGAUGAUGAUUGAAUUUAAUCACACUGAAAAUCAGCUAAAUGACUACUAACUACUUAUCUAAUUAAAUCUAUCCAAUAUAAUCAGAUUGCAUUUACCUCACAUAUCGAAUCUGAUUGAAUCAAUUGAUUGUGAUUUUUUUUGCUCCAUCACAUUGACUUGAAAAGGAAAAAAAAGAGGAGUUACAAUCAAGAUAAAUCACUUCAUUAUUGUUCUAAUUCUAAUUAAUAUUGAUAAUUAACUUUAAGUUAUCAUUAAAAAAAAGACAAAGUUGAA
Molecule: messenger RNA, 2418 nt
Organism: Panonychus citri (citrus red mite)
Lineage: Eukaryota; Metazoa; Arthropoda; Arachnida; Trombidiformes; Tetranychidae
Exons: 3
Coding region: 216-2084 (622 amino acids)
Biological process (GO): transmembrane transport
Cellular component (GO): membrane
Molecular function (GO): transmembrane transporter activity
Source: RefSeq, a predicted model, not a curated record